Talaromyces proteolyticus is the source of this 1749-nucleotide messenger RNA. RefSeq lists its product as uncharacterized. Gene Ontology annotation, cellular component: cytoplasm. The transcript is spliced from 2 exons. Gene Ontology annotation, biological process: mitochondria-nucleus signaling pathway; regulation of nitrogen utilization; negative regulation of transcription by RNA polymerase II. The coding region runs from base 1 to 1749 and encodes 582 amino acids. NCBI's taxonomy places the organism in Eukaryota, Fungi, Ascomycota, Eurotiomycetes, Eurotiales, Trichocomaceae. The record is from RefSeq and is a predicted model, not a curated record.
AUGCCGAAAUUCUCAACCCCCGUCCUGACAGUGGACGCCGCCAAAAUGCACAAGGUUGACACAGCUAACACGCAGAGUCUUCACGGGAUGUGGUUAGUAUUCUCAAAAUGCGCUGAUUAUAUGGAGGAAGGCCGCCGGUUAGAAAACCUCACCUGGCGUCUCUGGACUCGCGAGACCUUCUGCGUCGAGCCGGCCAGUUCCAACGAUACCUCUGCCAUUCCACUACUCCGCGCAGAGUCCACAGAAGUCCCUCCUCUGUCCGCCAGCGUUGACUCAGUUGCCUCGGUCGAACCAGACCACAUCGAGACUCAUAUCAAGCCCCUCCCAGUCGAACUGAAACCAACCGUGGUUGGCGAGGACGCCAUGAUGUGUGGCAAAGGAAAACACAUCACCUCAUCUGAUCUUGAGCGAAUGGUUCUCAGCAUCAAGGAGAAGAAGGCCUUAGAGCCUCUCCCAGCCUCCUCUGCCCCUGUUAGCCCUGCUGUUGUCGACGUGACCCCGCGCGCUUCAUCACCACCAAGUGUCACGCCAGAGCCCACUGCUGCUUAUCCUCUCCGCCAGGCAAUCCAGUCUGCCGAAUCCUGCUCAACCACUGCCCCUGAAGGCAACGACAGCGACCGCGCGCCUUCUACUGGUUCCGACACUAGUGUUUCCUCCUCGGGUGUUCUUCCAGCCCGGCCUGCUCUCACCAAGACACCCAGCAUCGUCCGCGGCUUCUCUCCAUCCCAGAUUUCGUCUUCAUACCGUUCAAGUACCCGCCUUGCUGCCGAACAAAAUUCAGUCCCUAACACACAGCCCCAGCAGAAGCUUUCUCCAGGGAAGCGCAAGGGCGGCAUGUUCACCUUGGGAGGAUCGUCUGGUGAUGACGAAAGCUCCUUUGAAGAGCGCAUGACCCCUCAUCCUCAGCGUAGCUCCCUGUCUGAGGAGCUUAGUCGACCAGGUGUUCGCGCAGCUACGGCCAACGCUACUGCUGCUGCGAAUGCUACUGCGAAUGCUACGAAAAAGACGGCGUCAUUCAAAGAAAUUGUCGAGUCACGCUCGAUAAAGCCCAUCAAGGAAGGUGCCUACGAGGAUGAGGAUGCGAUUGCUACGGAUGAUGAUGAGGAUGAGCCAUCGGAAAGUGCCAUUGAAGAUGAAGAUGACGAAGACUGGGAGGACUCGGUCAGCGAGAGCGGCCAGUCGAGCGUCGACGACAGGGAACUGUUCCAGCGUGUCGAUUCGCGCCCCAACCUCGUGUCUCGACCGUCGCUUCUCACUAUGAUGAUGCACCAGCCAGCCAAGAUGGGAAUGCCAACGCGAUCCACGCCUGCUUUGCAACGGUCGCGCAUCACGCCUCCUAACGGCCCCUCGACAGGCGGUUCCCCAGAUGACGGAGAUAACCUCACAAUGCGCGGACCAGAUGUGCCUCGAUCAAAACCAAUUAUUGUCAAGCCUCCAACACAGACGUCUGGCGCGCACUCUCCCCGCACAACGCGACGCAACAUGCUGGCGACCGAGCUGACCGAGUCACUCCGACGACACCUGCUAUGGGAGCGACAGCAGAAGAGCACUACGGCGAACGCGGUCUUCAAGCGUCGCCACACAGCACACGACAUGGCUAAUCUGAAAGAAUACCCUGGACCCAAAGGAGCACCUAGCGGUGCCAAUGCCGCAGGCGCCGAUGGCAAAGAAAAAGAUACAUCAAAAAACAGUUCAUGGAAUAACUACAACGACUUCGGACCAUGGGAAUACCACGUCAAGGGAUGGUGA